Molecule: messenger RNA, 480 nt
Organism: Dracunculus medinensis (Guinea worm)
Lineage: Eukaryota; Metazoa; Nematoda; Chromadorea; Rhabditida; Dracunculidae
Source: the annotation of a GenBank genome assembly
AUGGACAUCGCUUGUCAGCAUUCAAGAGAUGUACAAAUCAAUACAGUGCAUAGUAUCGCAGAUCAUCAAUACGUUGAUGAUAUAGUCCUUUUUACUGAUAGUUAUGACGAAAUGCAAAUAAUGCUAAACAAUAUGUCAACAAUCGCAGCGAUAAUGGGGCUCAGGAUACAAGUAUCUAAUAUUCAUCGUCGAAGUGCUGUUGCUAUUUUAUUCAAUGUUUCUAUGAAAGAUCUUUCGAGAAAAUAUGAACACAGUGAUUAUGAUGGGGCAAAAUAUUCUGCCCAGUCCUUAUUAAAUGCUUCUAAUGUAAAACAAGAGAAUGAACUAUUGACGAAUGGAGGAUUAUCUGAGAUGAAUCCAUCUGUUGGCAGGAAAGAUACUGAUGUGCAUUUAUCAAGCGAAAAUGAUGUUUUUAUACGGGUAUCAACGCUAUCAAAUAAAAGGAGAAUUGAAGAAGAAAAUAACGAAGUUGGUAAAUAA